ACCUGACGGACCGUUCUGCUCUCGUCUCGAUUGGUGUAGAUUGUGCAACCGGCCGUGCAAGAACAACAUCCGACUCUAUUUAUAGACCUCGCGUUGUGCAACAAAGUUAUAUAAACGAUAAACACCCGUAUAAACAUUAAACACGAACGCCGCAUUAUACGCAGUUUAAAUGAUCGUCAAACGAUGGACCUGGCUCUCUUCUACGUCGUUCUCUUCGCGGUGAUCUUCUACGUCGAAAGCGUGGCAGAGAUGAUGGGCAAAAGCAUCGUCGCAGUGCCGCCGGGGAACCUCACCGUCAUCGACCUGAACCUGGCUUACAACCAGGUGCGGCAUCUGCCCUCGUUCUAUUUUCGCGGCUACAGAAACCUCGAGAAGCUCGAGAUGGGGCACAACCUCGUGGCCGCAGUCGACGCCGUCGCCUUCAAGGGCUUAAAUCGGCUCAGAUCGAUCGACUUGUCCGGCAACAACGUGUCCAGGGUGGACUCCAGGGCGUUCAGGUACAACGUCAGGCUCACCAAACUCGACCUGAGCGACAACGUCCUCAGUUUCGACCCGGAAAAGCCGUUCCUCAGGUCGGCCAGCUUGGAGACGCUCGUCCUCAGCGGGAACCGUAUCAGCCACGUGUUCGACAUCAGUUUCGCGAGGCUGCCGGGUCUACGACACCUGAUGAUGGACCACAACGUUCUGUACUACGUCUCGGCCAACAGUUUCCGACCGCUCGGCCGUCUUCAGUACUUGUCGCUCGCCGACACCGGCGUCUACAAAUUGAACGGCGCCAUGUUCGGGGCGGUGCCCCGGGUCCUGGACCUCACCGACACGCCCGUGGCGAAGACGUUCGACCCGCCCUUGAGGAAGAUCAGGGAUCGCGCGGUCGGGAGGUUGCUCGCCAUAGACGACAUGGUGUGGACGUGAAGGCUUCGCCGACGUGUACAGUAUUAUUCGAAGACGACGUCCAGGUAUCGAGGUGCGGUCGCGGCUAUGCAAAACGGCGUUUGGUAUGCGCGGACGAUCUCGACGUGCAUCCUUUUCUGGGUAUCGGGUAUGCAAAGUGCGUCGACGCCGGUUUCCUGCGGGCUGGAGUUUUUUUUUUGGCGAGAGAACGAGGUCACGUGACGCGCGCCUGUGACAAGAAGGUGUUUGGAAUGGACAUUCUCGUGAUGCUUUAAGACUGCGAAGAGUGUGUUGUGUGCCUCUUUGGCCACUUUCGUAUAGCAAUAACGAAUUAUACGUAUGUUCACUGGCGGUUAUUUUGAGGGGAUUGCCUGAAACACCUCGCGAUGGACACUAGGAAUGAAAGGUGGCAUUUCUUUUGCCGCCCAAGGAACGUUUCGUGCUCGGAAGGUCGGAUACGCGCGAUUUCAAUUUAGUUUCGAUUUGUUAUCGGCGCUUAACUGUCACCUUCAACGAGAUUAGCGUUUAUUACGACGUUCCGAAUUCCCUUUACAGUACCUGAUAUUAGCUUUAGACGUUCGAUGUAAAUAACAAAUAAAUAGUACAAGUAAGCGUUUCAUUUUCGCUUCGCUCGCCGCUUUCCAACCGUCAAACCACCUGUUACGGGUCGAGGAAAGACACUCGGAUGCGCUC
Messenger RNA from Cylas formicarius (sweet potato weevil), 1584 nucleotides. RefSeq names its product reticulon-4 receptor-like. The coding region runs from base 184 to 912 and encodes 242 amino acids. Gene Ontology annotation, molecular function: protein binding. The record is from RefSeq and is a predicted model, not a curated record. The transcript has 2 exons. Lineage: Eukaryota; Metazoa; Arthropoda; Insecta; Coleoptera; Brentidae.